This is a messenger RNA of Closterium sp. NIES-67, 2186 nucleotides long. The record is from the annotation of a GenBank genome assembly. Lineage: Eukaryota; Viridiplantae; Streptophyta; Zygnematophyceae; Desmidiales; Closteriaceae.
CCCUAUCUUCUCCUAUCUCCGCCUCUCCCUCUGCCCUCUCCUCCACUUACCUGCCUGAUAAAAUCAAGGGUCUGAAACUGCAGCCUUCCUUAUCUUGGGUCUGAUCUGGCAGGCCUUCUUAGGUAGCGCCUGUUUUUACGCGAUACCUUUAGGACUGACCUUCAUUGUAGUCGCGUGCUCUACGCUAACGCCUAGCGUUGCAAUGCGCUGGUUUACGGGGUCGGCGCAGCCAUAUUUCCGAGUUUGACACGUCCGCUGGCCUUAGGGUUAGCAGCUUUCUCCGGUGUCCCGCAACCUGAUUCUCAAAAUCCACGUUUAAGCGUCAAGAAGGGAUAUUUUUUUAGGUUAGCGAUGUCGAGCGGCGAAGCGGAGGUUGCCGGAGAGCCGGCUGCGCCAGCAGCGCCGCCUCCGCUCGAAUGGAAAUUCGGUCAGGUGUUCGGCGAACGGGCAGCUGGAGAGGAGGUUCAGGAUGUGGACAUCAUCUCGGCGAUCGAGUUCGAUCGCUCAGGCGAGCACCUGGCGACGGGCGACAGAGGCGGGCGAGUGGUGCUGUUCGACCGCAUUGACCUGCGCGACGCGCGGGGUCGGCGGGAGAUGGAGGCGAGUGACUACCCCCCGGCCGCGCACCAGCAGAUCGACUACCGCUACUCCACGGAGUUCCAGAGCCACGAGCCCGAGUUUGACUACCUCAAGUCGCUGGAGAUCGAGGAGAAGAUCAACAAGAUCCGCUGGGUGAACUCCUCUCAGGGCGCGCUCUACGUGCUCUCCACCAACGACAAGACCAUCAAGCUCUGGCGGGUCACCGAGCGCCGCGUCAAAGCCGUCUCGCAGUUCAACUGCCCGCCGCGCGCGCCCGCUGACUACCUUGCCCCCGGAGCAGCAGACGCAGCAGCAGACCCUGCUCUCCCCACGCCCCCCACGUCCGUCCCUGGCGGGCCACAGAUCAACCCGCGGUACCUGCCGCGCCCGGGGUCGCUGUCCUCCGCCUCUGCUGCUGCGAGGGCGGUUGCUGCUGGCGCUGGCGCUGUGCUGAAUGGAGUUGGCAUGGAGGUAGACUUCCCGCCUGGGGGCUUCCCGCAGCUGCGCCUCCCUGCUGUGGUAUCAACCAGCGAGACCACUCUGGUAGCGCGUUGCCGCCGUGUGUUUGCCAACGCGCAUGCCUACCACAUAAACUCCAUCUCCUGCAACAGCGACCGCGAGACGUUUAUCUCAGCGGACGACCUGCGCGUGAACCUGUGGAGCCUGGAGAACAAUGCGCAGAGCUUCAACGUGGUGGACAUCAAGCCCGCCAACAUGGAGGACCUCACAGAGGUGAUAACGUGUGCGGAAUUCCACCCGUCGCACUGCCACUCGCUCGCCUACUCCACGUCCAAGGGCACCAUCCGCCUCAUUGACAUGCGCCAAUCCGCCCUCUGCGACCAACACUCCAAGCUGUUUGAGGAGCAGGAGCCCCCCGGCAACCGGUCCUUCUUCUCGGAGAUCAUUGCGUCCAUCAGCGAUGUCAAGUUCUCCAACGACGGCCGCUACAUCUUCAGCCGCGACUACAUGACCGUCAAGCUGUGGGACAUCCACAUGGAGGCUCAACCACUGGGCACAUUCAAAGUGCACGAGUUCCUUCGGCCCAAGCUGUGCGACCUGUAUGAGAACGAUUGCAUAUUCGACAAGUUUGAGUGCACGCCCAGUGGGGACGGACUCCGAUGCGCCUCAGGCUCGUACAGCAACCUGUUCCGGGUGUUUGGAGUGGUGCCUGGGAGCGACGAGGCCUCUCUGCUGGAGUCCUCCAAAACACCAAACAGGCGCAUGGUGCAGACACCGGCCAAGGGAGGGGGCAGGGCAGGGGCGCGAGGCCGGAGGGAUGCAAGAAGAGAAGCGGUGGAUGCGAUGGACCCCAACGGCAUGCAGCACGACUUCUCUUCAAAGCUCUUGCACCUUGCAUGGCACCCCAAGGCCAACCUCAUUGCCUGUGCCGCCUCCAACUCCCUCUACAUGUACUAUGCUUGACCUGUACUACUCCCUCAACUUGACCAAUAUGGCCCUCCGUCCGUCGUCCUCCCUGUGCAUCAGGAUUCGUUUUUCUUACUUGUUCCUUUUUGGAAUCGACCAUGUUGGUUUGAGAAUGCACAUAAUGGAAAGCUGCUGAUAACGUGAAUAUACACUUACAAUGUCGUAGUUUAAUCUCCUUAACU